AGUGCACCCGCAGGGGGGCUUGUUUUGGUCACGUGACUCAGGGUCGACUAAAAAAUUCGCGGGAACCAACAUGGCGGAGUUGAUGUCAACCGUUUCGGACUCCGUCCAAUGUCCCGUUUGUUUCAAAGACUUCACGCCCGAGGCGAUAAACGGACACCUGGACGCGUGCCUGCUGAGCAGCGCUGCGGAGAGCGGCCCUCCCGGGAAGAAAGCGCGCAUUUCGGAGCCUGCCGACGUUUCCUCCUCCCCCAUGGCCGGGACGCAGUCUUCUUCUUCGGCGGUGUUCGCUCUGUUUCAGGCCAACAAGGGGAAACCUGACGGCCAGCCCGAGCGAAGCGCCAGUAAAGCGAGUCCCGUCCGUGCUCUCGGUACCAAGCGUGCAGCGACGGAGGCUGGUCCGGGAUCAGCAGGGACAGAGAGUCCAUGUGCGUCAAACGGGGAGUCCGCUCAGAGCAGCGGCUCCGCAUCUGCGCGGACCUUGCUUUCGUUAAACAAACCUCUGGCGGACGUCCUGAGACCGAACACGCUGGAGGAUUACUUUGGCCAGAACAAGGUCAUAGGCCAGCAAACUCUCAUCCGGUCGCUUCUGGAAACUCAGGAGAUCCCCUCUCUGAUCCUCUGGGGUCCGCCGGGAUGCGGAAAGACGACCCUGGCCCACAUCAUCGCCAGCACGAGUAAAAUCAAAGGAUCGGCUCGUUUCGUCACGCUGUCGGCAACCAGUGCGUCCACCAACGAAGUCCGGGAGGUGAUUAAGCAGGCGCGGAAUGAGCUCCGGCUCUGCAAGAGGAAAACAAUCCUGUUUAUUGAUGAGAUUCACCGCUUCAACAAGUCCCAACAGGACACCUUCCUGCCCCAUGUGGAGUGCGGGGCAGUCACUCUGAUUGGAGCAACCACUGAGAACCCGUCCUUCCAGGUGAACGCGGCUUUGCUGAGCAGGUGCAGGGUGCUGGUACUGGAGAAGCUGUCAGUCGAGGCAAUGGGCUUGAUCCUGAACAGGGCUGUGGCCGCACUUGGGAUCCAAGUCCGGGGAGAAGGUCCAACAAAUUCCUCUAAUCGAAACCAGACCAAUGGCAAUGAACCAAAUAUAUCCAUCGAACAGAAAGCCUUGGACACCAUAGCCUACCUCUGUGAUGGCGACGCAAGAACAGGACUCAACAGUCUCCAGCUGGCAGUUCAGGCGCAGAUGAAAUCCCCGCGAUCGAACCGGUCGACGGCAGAUGGACUUCCUCCACAGGUCGUGGUGACAGAGGAGCACAUCAAGGAGGGUCUCCAGAGGUCCCACAUCCUCUACGAUAAAGCUGGUGAGGAGCAUUACAACUGCAUCUCUGCGUUGCACAAGUCCAUGAGAGGCUCCCAUGAGAACGCCUCCCUCUACUGGCUGGGCCGCAUGCUGGAGGGCGGCGAGGACCCGCUCUACGUGGCCCGCAGGCUGGUCCGCUUCGCCAGCGAGGACGUAGGUUUAGCAGACCCCGCCGCUCUCACUCAGGCUGUGUCGGCCUUCCAAGCCUGUCACUUCAUCGGCAUGCCUGAAUGUGAGGUGAUUCUGGCUCAGUGUGCCAUCUACCUUGCCCGGGCACCCAAGUCUGUGGAGAUCUACAAGGCCUACAGCAAUGUUAAGGCCUGUCUGAGAAACCACAAAGGCCCCCUUCCUCCUGUCCCCUUGCACCUCCGCAACGCACCCACCAGGCUGAUGAAACAGCUGGACUAUGGCAAAGGCUACAAAUACAACCCGGCGUUUCACAACCCUGUGGAACAGGAGUACCUGCCUGAGGAGCUGCGAGACGUUGACUUCUUCACCUGGACACCGUCAGACUCUUGAUUUAGUCUGCAGGUUGUGGAGCUAGAAUCCAAAUCUACAGAAGGAAAGCAGGCUUUUGUCUUCUAACGGCUUGUUUCCAGCUGUUAAUAACAUGCCCAGCUGGUGCAAGCAUGUGUUGUCCAACCAGAUUUAUUUAUGUUUAUUAUUUUUUUUUGAGAGAAAAGGUUAAUCAAUUGGGCAGAUUAUUCUCAAAUUAAACCGGUUUCUUGUCAUUACUCCACUUCUUUACACAGAUACAGAUUUAAUUUUAAUUAACACUGUUAAAGCGUGUACAAGUUCAGACCUUCAUGCUUUCUUUUUUUAGUUGUUCAUCACUAAUAAAAAUGUUAAUACUGUAAUGUAUUGGAUAUUAUAUAUCUUGUUAAUAUGUCUAAUUUUUCAAGGACAAACACAAUAAAAUAAUAUGAAAAGUU
Fundulus heteroclitus (mummichog) is the source of this 2232-nucleotide messenger RNA. RefSeq names its product WRN helicase interacting protein 1 (gene wrnip1). Gene Ontology annotation, biological process: DNA-templated DNA replication; DNA repair; regulation of DNA repair. NCBI's taxonomy places the organism in Eukaryota, Metazoa, Chordata, Actinopteri, Cyprinodontiformes, Fundulidae. Gene Ontology annotation, molecular function: single-stranded DNA helicase activity; ATP binding; enzyme activator activity. Bases 71 to 1819 code for a protein of 582 amino acids. The transcript has 7 exons. Gene Ontology annotation, cellular component: nucleus. The record is from RefSeq and is a predicted model, not a curated record.